UUUUUUACGGAAAUGAUGACAAUGUUGGAACAUCCAGAACAAAUUUGUUUAAAAUCAGAUUCAGUAACAACCUCCAAUUCUGUUCAUCACCACCAAUCUACUAAUAUUCCUUUAAUUUUGGACCCUUCAAAUGUUUCUUCUUCUUUACCUGGAGAAAGGCAAAUUGUUUGUGAACAAGCAACAAUUACUCAUCAACAACAACAAUUACAACAGACAAUUUCGAGUCAUCCUAAUUUAGAUCAACAACAACAAGAUUCUCAACAAUAUUGUUAUUCAAUGUUUAAUGGAAUGCCGGGAGUUGGUUGUAAUCCUCUACAAUUUACUCCUACUAUAGAUGCUACAAGUUGUUGUUCUUCAUCUGCUGCUUCUUCAUCUACAUCAGCACCAAUUACUUCCUUCUUUUCUUCACUUUCAAAUGAAAAUGAGGAUAACCACCAUCAAAAACAACAACUUGAUCUUAAAAGAAAUUCUAAUAAAAAUAUUUCCUCACAUUUCUUAGCUUCACCUGCCGGUAGUUCUUCGGCUAGUGGAUCCUCUUCUGCUGGAAUUUCCCAUUUUAAUGGGCAAAUGUCAAUUGGUGGAGGACAUCCUCACAAUCAUCAACACAGACAAAAUCAUUUACAACAAAAGAAAGUAGUAACUAAUGGAGGGGAGAGAAUUCAAGAUGAACGUGUUAAACGGCCAAUGAACGCUUUUAUGGUUUGGUCGAGAGGACAACGUAAAAAAAUGGCAAUUGAAAAUCCAAAAAUGCACAACUCAGAGAUCUCUAAAAGAUUGGGUGAAGAAUGGAAACGUCUUGAAGAGGAAGCUAAACGGCCAUUUAUUGAUGAGGCAAAACGACUACGUAAUGAACAUAUGCAGGACCAUCCUGAUUACAAAUAUCGGCCACGUCGUAAAGCUAAGCAUAUUCAACAACAUCAAUCACACAAUCAAUCUAAAAAAAGUCAACAUGCAGCAGCUAUGGCAGCAGCUGCUUUACAAAUUCAUCAGGGAGUAGGUGCACAUCAAAGACAACAACACGCACAACAACAACAGAAUACACAACAACAACAAUCUUCAAUGUUAAUUAAUGGAGUUUCUAAUCAAAUGGGAGGUGGUGAUAGUGUAUUAAUGGCUGCAGCUUUUGAUGCACUUAAAUGCUUGCCCCAAUCAGUUUAUCACCCCAAUGCCAUUGGAUGGUCCGGACAACACAGUCCGGGAGGUCAACCAUCGCCUUAUGCAGGGAUGGAUCCAUAUCAAGCUGCAUUUUCUGCCUAUGGAAUGAUUUCAAAUCCUUACUUUAUGGCAAAUGCUGGCGGUCAGACACAACUUUAUGGGCAAGAUAGCCAUCAUGCUGCACUCUACGAGCAACAUCAAGGAAACGGGGCCUUUGGACCAGUGAUUAAAUCAGAAUGUUCUGAUAUUCUUUCUGCUGGAAGGCAAGGCGAAGAAACUUAUUCAAACCAACUUCAACAAAUUGGAUCAGCAAGUGGUUUGGAUCUUCAAUCUUUAUUAAGAUGGUCAGGAAGUGGGGGUAAUGCUGGUGGAAUGAUGCAAACUGAUCCAGCUAUGGCUGCAGCAUCUCAAAUGCUCAAUAAACACCAUGAAAGUAAUCCUUCAGCUGAAUCAACAGCUGCAAUGCCGUUGUGUUGGCCACAGGCAGCACUUUGGGGUGGAGGAGAGCAAACACAGAAUGGAGAUCCACAUCAACAAUGACUUUGGAAGUGCGAGAAAAUUUGAAGAAAAUAAAAUACGAGAAUAAUUUUAAAUAAUUUUUUUUGAUAAACUUCAAUAAACUUUUUAUUCGUUCA
Meloidogyne enterolobii is the source of this 1790-nucleotide messenger RNA. Lineage: Eukaryota; Metazoa; Nematoda; Chromadorea; Rhabditida; Meloidogynidae. The record is from the annotation of a GenBank genome assembly.